This is a messenger RNA of Maniola jurtina (meadow brown), 1320 nucleotides long. RefSeq names its product chymotrypsin-C-like. The transcript is spliced from 7 exons. Lineage: Eukaryota; Metazoa; Arthropoda; Insecta; Lepidoptera; Nymphalidae. Gene Ontology annotation, molecular function: serine-type endopeptidase activity. The coding region runs from base 1 to 1320 and encodes 439 amino acids. Gene Ontology annotation, biological process: proteolysis. The record is from RefSeq and is a predicted model, not a curated record.
AUGAAGCAAUGGAUGAUAAUACUGCUAGCGAUUGCUAUAGUAAAAGUCAGCAUUCAGCAACAGUCAAUUUUGAUUAAUCCAGCAGUCUCAUAUACGCCAUGUAUUGGCGACUAUGAUAUUAAUGUAAAUUAUGAACCUGGCUUGCCUCCAGAGGAAGAAAAUAAAUACAUGCUUAGUAUAAGCAAAGAUUUUCCGUUGCAUACGAAUAUAAUAGUAACGUUCGACGCCGAUGCAAGCAUAACGCUGGAGGACAAAAGUUUUGCGAGAGUGUCUCUCAACUUUGUCAAUUCAUUCACAAUACGAUUUUUUAAACCACACAAUGGAAUUACAUUUACUGUGAAGGGACUUACACCGUCCAUAGUUCCUUAUGUAACAAGCCUUGUGAUUAAUAAUGAGGAAUAUUGCAAUAAACCUUGGCCGGGAUAUUUAGACUCGUACAUACAAGGAUUUCAAGAUACAGCUGAAAGUCCAGAUAGGAAACCAAAGGGUAACUGUGGUAGACGUCAAGUAACGCACACCGAGUUGAUCGUCAAUGGAGCCGCCACCAAGCCAGGAGACUGGCCCUGGCAUGUAGCUUUGUAUAAAAUUGAUCAUGCCGAUAUAAAAUACAUCUGCGGAGGAACACUGGUCUCCAAGAAUCAUGUACUAACAGCUGCACAUUGUGUUACACUAAGAAGUGUACCUGUAUUGCCAGAGACUAUCAGUGUUGUACUCGGGAAAUACAAUUUGAUUGGGGGAGAUACCGAAUCCCAAGAAAGAGAAGUGUACAGUUUGAAUAUCCAUAAGGAUUUUAAUCACAAGCGUUUAGAUAAUGACAUCGCUCUACUAAAAUUGAAAUCUGAAGCAGUUUAUAAUGAUUACAUACAACCAGCUUGCAUAUGGUACCCGAAAGCUGUUGACAGACUGUCAAGUUCAUCCGAUAUUUACGGAACAAUUGUGGGAUGGGGAUUUGAGAACACAGAUGCUCUAGCACCGCAGCUUCGCCAAGCCAAAAUGCCCAUAGUAUCAGAGAGUACUUGUAUAAAAAGUAACCCUCUCUUCUACGCCAAACUUCUCACAGACAACAAAAAAUUCUGUGCCGGAUAUCGCAAUGGUACCUCAGCAUGUAAUGGCGACAGUGGAAGCGCAUUCCAAGUGUUCCUUCCAGAUAAUGAAAGAGAUGAGAGUCCAGAUGCCGUCGGUGCUUGGUACAUACGAGGAAUCGUAUCCGUCACAUUGUCCAGAGUUGACGUAGCCAUAUGCAAUCCAGAUGAGUAUGUAGUUUUCACUGACGUUGAAAAGUACAAAACCUGGAUCGAUAAUAAUAUUAGCAAUAUGUGA